Suillus fuscotomentosus is the source of this 435-nucleotide messenger RNA. Its product is annotated as RecF/RecN/SMC N terminal domain-containing protein. The transcript has 2 exons. Gene Ontology annotation, molecular function: DNA binding. Gene Ontology annotation, biological process: sister chromatid cohesion. NCBI's taxonomy places the organism in Eukaryota, Fungi, Basidiomycota, Agaricomycetes, Boletales, Suillaceae. Bases 1 to 435 code for a protein of 144 amino acids. Gene Ontology annotation, cellular component: cohesin complex; nucleus. The record is from RefSeq and is a predicted model, not a curated record.
AUGCCUCUCAUCCGUGUAGAAGUGAGCGAUUUCAAGUCGUAUUGGGGCCACCAAGUGAUUGGACCCUUCAAGAACCUCACCUCCAUUAUCGGUCCCAAUGGCGCUGGAAAAUCAGAUCUCAUGGAUGUAAUCUCUUUUGUGCUUGGUGUAAAGAGUGUGCAGCUGCGCAGUAGCCAGCUGAAAGAUCUCGUCUACCGUGGGCGCCGCCCCUUGGAUGGCUCUGAGGCCACACAAGAUCAGGAGGAGGAUGUUAAUAGCGAUGGCGAGGGUGAGGGUGAAGGGACUGCAAAGAAAGCAUGGGUGCUUGCAGUGUUCCAGGAUGACAAGAGAAAGGAAUGGUUAUUCCAACGAAUGUGUGUGCUACCUUGUCUCACUUACCCGGGACUUCUAACUGUGUUAUUUGUCGUGCAGAAUAUCAACCACUGGAGCGUCUGA